Messenger RNA from Cyphomyrmex costatus, 5071 nucleotides. RefSeq names its product WW and C2 domain containing protein kibra. Gene Ontology annotation, cellular component: cytoplasm. Lineage: Eukaryota; Metazoa; Arthropoda; Insecta; Hymenoptera; Formicidae. Gene Ontology annotation, biological process: negative regulation of organ growth; regulation of DNA-templated transcription; regulation of hippo signaling. The record is from RefSeq and is a predicted model, not a curated record. The transcript is spliced from 12 exons. Gene Ontology annotation, molecular function: molecular adaptor activity; kinase binding. The coding region runs from base 171 to 4232 and encodes 1353 amino acids.
CGCUCCUCCGCGCGUCUCUCCGGUCUCUCCUCGCGUCCCCGUCGUGCGAGCGCGCCGUGCGUGCGCCCGCAGAGAUAUGCUCCCGUCGACCGCACGACGAUAAGAGAGAGAGAGAGGGAGAGAGAGAGAGAGAGAGAGAGAUUUUGGAUGGAUUUAGAGCGCAGUGAAAUAUGCCCAGGAGACGGAAUGGGGAGAUACCGCUUCCGGACGGUUGGGACGUCGCUCACGACUUCGACGGGAAGGUGUACUUCAUCGAUCACAACACCCGGAAGACUACAUGGAUCGAUCCUCGGGAUAGGUUUACUAAACCACAGACUUUCGCGGAUUGUAUCGGGAAUGAACUUCCCCUCGGCUGGGAGGAGGCCUACGACAAACACGUAGGCGCCUACUACAUCAAUCAUGUCAAUCAAACAACCCAACUGGAAGAUCCAAGGCAAGAAUGGCGAGCUAUUCAAGAAGCCAUGCUUCGCGACUACAUGCAGACUGCACAUGACGUACUCGAGGCGAAGAAGGAGAUCUAUGACGUAAAACAUCAAAGACUCUGCCUGGCUCAGGAUGAAUACAAUCACCUUAAUAAUGCCUUGACUACCCUUGGCGCAUCGCGUACAAGCUUGUGUUCCAGCUCGAGUUCCUUGAGUACCAAAUAUGACCCUGACCUGCUUAAAUCAGACGUGGCACUUGCAAGGAGUCGUGUUUCUCGACUAAAACGAGAACUCGAGCAAAUUCGAGCGGAGAUGAAUUGCACGCAGCGAGGAGUAGAUACUCUCGCCAGUGUGGAACAAAAAUUGAGCACCCACCAUGGUGGAUGCUACAAUAUCAUGGAAGCGCAAGCGAUUAUGACAGAACUUCGCAACAUCCAAAAGUCCUUAAGCUCAGGCGAGAAGGAGAAGGCUGAACUGAUGCAAUCAUUGGCACAAUUGAAGGAUGAACUGACUAGGUUGCAACUAUGCGAGGGCAGUCCGGAAGCUAGCACGCUGAGCUUACCGCAGGAAAAACUCAGCACAGCCUCCCAGACUGAUCUCUCGGGUGAGUUGGUACCGAUUGGUACUCGACUGGCCGAGAUGGCACGUAUGAGGUUGCAAUAUGAUGAGGCGAGAAAACAGAUUCAACAUAUACAGCAACAGUUGGCGGAUCUCGAAGAAAAAGUGACGCCGGGGCAAACUGAGAGCGAUAAGGAUAAGCUGUUACUGUUCCAAGAAAAGGAGCAGUUAUUGAGGGAAUUACGUAGCAUCACGCCACGUACGAGAACGCAACAGGACAUGAAGAAAAUCCAGUUGGAGAUUCGCAGACUUGAGCAAGACCUUAAUACUGCGUUCGAGCUUUCAAAUAAAACCAUCACCGAUCGCGUACGGCUCCACGAAGAGAAGCAACUGUUGCUGCAGCAACUUAGAAACGCUCUGCGCUCAAUGGCAAUGUUAGAGAGUCAGUUGAAAACUUUGAGCGCUAGCACGUUGUCGGUGAGCAGUAGUUCCAGUCUCGGUAGUCUCAGCACGACGAGUAGCAAAGGUUCUCUCAGUUCAGGACUUAGCUUCACGGAUAUUUACGGUGGCCCGCAGUGUCUGGGAUCGACCAGUUUACAGCAAGAGCGACCAGUCGAUAUGGUUGACCUCCACAGACGUGUUGAAAGACUGUUGCGCGGUUCCGAACAGAGCAAUCUCGUCGGUACAUCCUCACCCGGCAGAUCUCAGCCAAGUCUCUCUCCCAGAUCGAGCUUGUCUAGUGUAAGCCCACCAGUAUCGCCGUUGUAUGAAAACGCGCCGAUGGGUCCACCGCCUGCUUAUGAGCAGGUAGAACAGCAGAGGAAGCAAUAUCAAAGAGUGGUGCCUGCUGCGACAGCAACGACAACAACAAUGGCAGCAAUUAGCGGUACUGCUACGUCUCACCUGGACGGGAAUCAAUUAGAGGAUCGUUUGUCAGAGUUCAGAUUUAGUCAGCAACAAGGAGUAGCAUCGCAGCAAGAACAGCCGUGUUCCGUCAAUACACAGGAUCGUUUGAAACUUGUGGUUGGUCCCCAUCCGCCUGUCGAGUUGCAAUCGAGUAACAUGUCCCAAGGCAGCGGCUUGGGCAGGCCUGGCGCGAGUGGCACGCAGUUGCAACUGCAACAGGUACCGUCAUUAUCCCUACCGCAGGAGCCACUCCCCUUGUCGCCGAUCAGCGAAACGCCACCACCUACUGGGAUCAGAUCGAGAGCCAGCAGUUCCGGCACCAACACUAGAUCCGUCUCCGCCGCCGUUUCUGAUGAGAGCGUCGCAGGUGACUCGGGUGUUUUUGAGGCGUGCAAUCGAAAAAGAUUAUCCGGGCCUAUCUCCGAUGUAGAUUCAUUAGCUUCUGGCGAAAUGAGUCUAGAAACGGCACAAGUGCAGAUUAAACUGAGGUAUUCAGUGAGUGAUGGGUUACUUCAUGUUGGCAUUGAACGAGCCAGAAAUUUGGCUGCACUUUUCAUACCCGACAAUGCGCAAGUGUACAUCAAAGCUGCAUUGUUGCCGAUGCAACUACCUAUCAAUCAUACAUGUUGCACGAAAUCGGUCAUCGACUUGCGAAAACCGACUUUCGGCGAAACGUUCCCAAUCGCCGUGCCGCUUAACAAAUUGUACACAAAAACAUUGCAAGUGACACUUUGGUGCACGGAGGCCGAGAAAUGUCUGGGUUCUGCACAAGUCUCGCUGGCAGACUUUAGUCCAGAAUCUCCUAGCGUAAAAUGGUACAACAUACUCUCCUUCCGCUUCAUGCAUCCAUCUGACAGUCCCGGUAUCAAUGGUGCCUCUGUAAAUGUCAGAUUGACGAAACACGACAAGCAGGAAUCGGAUAUUUCGGUAUAUAGGAACGUACAGAAUACGAAAGAAGAGAGUAGUGACGAAAGUACGAUAAUCAGUUCUCAAACAUCCACCUUGACGAGGAAUCAAGGCUGCGAUGAGCUGCAAACAGCUGUAACGUUGAGGUUGGAAGAACUGAAUUGUCUACGUAGUCCGGAAGAAAAGGAUGAGGAUGAUGGUAGUGAAAGUGGGAGCGAGGACAGCGACGAAGAAGGUAUCAUCGUGGAGUUUACAGUGGAGGAUAAUAUUCUAGAAGAUGUUUUGGAGCACGAGGAGGAUGAAGAAUUGAACGAGGAAACGAGGCAAACACAGGACAAGGAAACAAACACUGAGUGUGUGUUUAUUCCGGAACAGGGCAAGCAAAGAAAACUUUCCGCGGCUGGCGUUGCACCCAGCGCUGUUCAUGACGACAAAAACUCUAUUGUGAUCAAAAGAAGUCAAACAUUCUCACCAAGCGCGGCCGUCAGUAGAAAUCAUUACAUCUGUCGACUUAAUCGCAGCGAUAGCGAUAGCAGUAUGCCGCUUUAUCGCAGAGGCGGACCUUUCCAACGGAAUUCGGUAGAAAGACGUUCCCUGCGAUGGCGUCGACCGUCCUCCGCUCUCAGUUACAAAACCACGAAAAAGUCGUCUUAUUUGCCGUCGACAGCCAGAACGUCUUUGGAUCUCGAAUUAGAUCUCCAGGCGCAGCAUGCUAAACUAAAUAAUCUCCAAGAUGAGCUUAGUAGGUUACGAGAAUUGAAGCAACGGCUAGAACAAGCGCGUGAAAGAGGCGAUACCGACCUAGCGACAUGGCUGCUAGAAGACCAGAAGUUUCAAAAUCUCAUAGCACAAGCCGAAAGUGGCAGGAACGGCAAGAGCCUUGAGGAUAAGAAAGUAGAGAAGAUGUUAAAGAAAACUUCGAAAGAGAUUUACAAGUUGAGGAAAACGAAGGCUGGGAAGGGAAAACCCGACAUGAUUUCUUUCAAAGAAAAGAUGGCUUUCUUUACACGAGUGAAUUUGAACGUUCCUGUUCUACCACCUGAGGAGCUCGGAAAUGAAGGCAUAUGUUCUUCGACAUCACACACGCAUAAAAAGUACGCAUCGGAGCCUGUUAGCAGCGUUUUUAUAAAUUCCAUGACAAUGCGAUCGAACAAUAUUUCCGGUGGAAGUGCAUUGCCUGUCACGAAGAGCGGCAGUGUUACAGAUCGAAAUGCCACGAAUGUCGUUACCGUGAUGGUCAACGCGGAUGAAGUCGCGUUGUCCAACACCGACAGUAAAUCUGUGAAUGCUAAGAGUCGACCGGCGGCGGAGACCGAAGCGCGAAGUUCAGAGAACGGCGAGAGAGAGGUUUUACCGAAGUCUGAAUCUGAGAAGAAUGGCAAUGGAGAGCCGAAAAGGUAUGAAUAUGUCGUUGAUCGGGUCCUCGGUGUGGAAGUAUGAAGAUUGGAAAAUCGCGCAUGUUCCAGUUUUAUCACCAAGUUAUCGCGCGAUGGAGCUGCAAUUCCGCGUUCAUAGAUCUGUUUUCCUUCGAAUUUGAAAUAACAAGCAGGACACAGGAAAAGACGAAAGAGAAAGAGAAAUAGUGAUCGCGCGAAGCCACUGUCUCCUAAUUCUGAAUCCCAGAUGCCAUACGGAGAUUGUAAAACUCGCGUAUCUCAAAAAAAACUCGAAAGAAUAAAAUGCAUAAAAUAUUGUCGUCAAAAUUGUCGUAGUCGAUGAUGUAACUAAUGACCAGUGAUAACGGUGCAUGUGCCAAUACUGGGUGUCAGAAGCAACCCUUCAAUGAACGCAGCAACGAGAAUUACACGCGAACGCGAGCAUGAUUGUGUGUAUAUAUACAGAAAUGUAAAUUAUUUAAACGAUACUCUUUACGAUAGGUUAUUUAAUUGUUUAAUCCGAUUCGUCUGAGUCUACGUUGCGGAAUCGCGAUCGCGACACUCGCGUGUCGCGUCAUUCGUUCCCUCUGUGCGUCGGAGCACAUGACCCACCGAGCAGCUGGUCUGCGACUUGGAAGUCUAACGAGAAAAGGAUGCGCCCAGGUUGGCUAGCGAAUUUUGCUCCGACUUCGGUGUUGCUGUUUUACAACGUGUUUGGUUUCCUAUUUCUGAAUUUCUGGAUUACGCAUCCAGCGAAAACGUAUGUCCAAGUGUUCCUCGUGCAUAUCAAUUUUAACGAUUCGUAACUUUUAAAUAUAAUAAAAUCUCUAAUAAAAUUCUUCGCUAUAUGCCCAGAUUUUGCAUCUCUUUUUUUUAAAUUACAAUUUCAUUAAACAAAAUACU